This is a messenger RNA of Cuscuta europaea, 1316 nucleotides long. Lineage: Eukaryota; Viridiplantae; Streptophyta; Magnoliopsida; Solanales; Convolvulaceae. The record is from the annotation of a GenBank genome assembly.
GUUAUACAAAACCUUAACCAAACCAAGCUUCAAAUACAUAGAGCUCUAUUGCAUAAUAGGAUAGUAUGUAGUAAGUAAGUUGUUAUCAAAUGAAAGAAUUGGCUUCUCAAAUGGGUGAAUGCAAAAACAUUUAUCUUAUCCACUUCAAAACACCAUAGCUGGUUUCAAACAGAGUCUGGGAGGCAUAGUAAUGGCUGCUUUACAGUGCUUCACUCCGUCCUCAACAAACCCAUUCCCUUCUGCACCGAAGAAAGCCCUACUUACAGGGUUUUCCGUCGCUUCAUCGAAGCCGUCCGUUCAACUACCAUCACCUCUCAUCCGGACCCAUAGGACGACGAACAUCCGUUUCCAAUGUCAAGCAGCUCUUAUCCCUGCCGAGCAACAGUGGAUGUUCGACGAGACCGGUUUCAAAGGCCCGGAUGUUUGGAAUAAAACAUGGUAUCCAAAGGCUAUUGAUCACGUGAACACAGAAAAGCCAUGGUAUAUUGUUGAUGCUGCUGAAAAGAAACUGGGAAGAUUGGCUUCGACUAUAGCUAAUUAUAUUCGAGGAAAGAACCUGGCAACAUAUACUCCUAGUGUGGAUAUGGGUGCUUUUGUUGUGGUGGUCAAUGCUGAAAAAGUAGCAGUAACUGGAAAGAAGAGGACACAGAAGAUUUACAGAAGGCAUUCGGGGAGACCGGGUGGUAUGAAAGAGGAGACCUUUGACCAACUGCAGAAAAGGAUCCCUGAAAGGAUCAUUGAGCAUGCAGUGCGAGGGAUGCUUCCCAAAGGAAGGCUGGGCAGACAAUUAUUUAACCAUCUUAAGGUGUAUAAAGGAGCAGAGCAUCCUCACCAGGCACAGAAACCAAUUGAUUUGCCGAUACGUGACAAGAGGAUCAAUAUGUUGACUUAAGAGUGAAUGGAUACUGACAUUGUAUUUUUUGAUCUUUUUAACAGCGAAUGAAUGCUGAUUUCUAUGAAUCCAAAAUAGUUUCAGUUGUAAUGCUAUGAAAAACACUGCCUGGUCCGACAGGCAGGUGACUAGUCAUGGUACUGUCGUGUAUCGGUCAGCAUAUCUUUGAGAACAAAAGAUUUAAGUAUGGAAAAGACAUUAUUUUGAUGUGCAAGUGAGCCUGGGAAUCAAAAGCAUGGGAGGAUAAAUGUUUUUUAAAUUAUAUACUCGUAUAAGUUUGCUAUGGAGUAUUAUCUUAUAUGCAUCCAUUUUAUUAAUUGUAACAUCUCUGUAAUACUGUAAUAGAUGAUAAAUAAAAGAAGUCUUGCUUGUGUUUCUAGUUUCUACUUAUGAGUUUUACUAGUUAGUUUUUUUAACUAUUACC